Molecule: messenger RNA, 4215 nt
Organism: Heterobasidion irregulare TC 32-1
Lineage: Eukaryota; Fungi; Basidiomycota; Agaricomycetes; Russulales; Bondarzewiaceae
Exons: 16
Coding region: 1-4215 (1404 amino acids)
Source: RefSeq, a predicted model, not a curated record
AUGUCGUGCCCUACAUCUCCCGGUAAUGGUCAUUUGAUGAUAACAGAUGCUAGAGAAGACUUACAACCACUCUCGGGCAGUUCCAUGCCAUCACUUUCUGCAUGGUACACUCCCCAUUUGCUUCCAUCACCGCUACUUUCGGCUGUCUCGCCACUUCCAGGAUCGUCCCUCAUCAAAGCACCAAAGUACUAUACCCACCAGGGCCAAGCAAACUACAAAUCGGCCGCGGACGAGUACGGGGUGGACUCAUCACUGGACAACAUGGCCAGACAAGACGUGCAGGAACGGGGGGGUGCUGUUGGACGAGAAUGUGUGGUGAAAGUGCUAGACAGUACUAGCGGCUGCCAAUGGUUGAUUUUUUUCGAGCACGCUGCCCUCACUCUCACACAUCUCUGCCAUUCUGACGGCAAGAUGGUGUAUCUGACAGGGAUGUCGAUACCGACCGCUUUGGGGAUCCCUUCGAUGCCAUCUGACUACUCAUUUCGACAAACACCCAGCCGAUCCGGAUCCGUAGGGCCCUCCCACGGUCCCCAAGACCAUGGCACAAGCUCGCCCUUUAGAUCAUCUGGCAACUAUGCUCAGGAUUUUCAGUCCAGUCGUGGAGGAACACCCUUCGACCUCUCUGCGGACAGCACCUCUAUGUACAGCUACGCGGGCCCUCCAAGCGGAUAUGCGUCGACAACCUCGUUCGGUAGAUCUGGACCGCUUCAACGCUUCCUACCAAAUAUGCCGACCCCUCGCAUGACAAACACCCCCGAGUCUUCCCAGAUCCCCACAGGAUCAUCUGGCACAGAGUUGCUUGCACUUCAAACAGAAAUUAAAGUCCUGCAUGUAGCGCUGAAGGGAAUUCUCUCCGCUAUCCCGGAUGUGCUUGCAAUGAGCAAUGCUCAGUUGCCCGACAACUUCACAGUGCCCGAUCCGGCCCCCAAUGCGAAACGACUUUACCCGAGCAGCAACACUGUUGCGAACGGACCCCUGCGUGUGCGUGAUCCAUUGCCUGCUAUCCACCGCACGGACGUCCCUUUAGUUACUAUAUGGACCACACAAGACUGGGCCGACACGCCAAAGGACGAUGACGCGACCGAUCCCAAUCAGGUCAAGAAGAAGAAGGGCAAGACGAAUGCUUACCUCGGUCACAACAUGACAAUGAAGUACGUCCAGGAUCAGCAAGGUAAGGUUAUCGAUGGCUAUUAUGCCUCCGCAAUUCGUGACGCUGCCUACCAAAUCUGGUACGAGCUCUUGCUCCGGGGCAUAGCCCCUCCCAAGUGGUCGCAAGUGUCUCUUGGCGCCUCCGACUUUUACUACCAGGAAAUGGAGUAUAGAUUCCCCGAGCUGCGUUUCUGCGGUGGACCACCGGCACACUGGAAGUCACGCCAUAUCGCCAGGGACAACUUUCCCGCUUUCGUGCAGGGUCUCUCAAGAAAGAAUAUGACGCACCUGCUGCGGCCUCUACCAUAUGGUGCCAUUGGACCAUCGAUUACCGCCGAAGGAGAUCCAUCACAAGAGCAGGAAAGCGAGGCGGAGAUGGUGUUGAUAUCAGACCUCCCGACACCAUUGCACGGGAAGCGCUAUCCACCAAAGAACGCUGUGUCAUCUACAACAACACCAAAUGCGGCCAAACGACAAAGACGCCUGCCUGCACCUGACACCACGACGGCCCCCACAAUAACCACAAUUAUACAAGAUCCGUUGGCCAACCUAUUUCUGCCAACGUCACCUUCUCAGACUCUCGUGACCCCUCACACAGACGUUGCAGCAGGCAGCAAUAUGGGCACUCCAGUUUUGUCACACGAGAACAUUCCAGUACCAGCAAAUCCAUUGCCACACAACGAGCACCUUAUGGGAAUACCGCUGACGCAGAUUUUGGAGCCUGCCGUCAACCAGAGCACUCGCAAGAGCGUACCAGCAGAAUCAUUACCCCGGCACGCCAUGGCUCCUACCACUAACGAGCAGGAAAUCACCGAGCGCACUGUCGCCCUCGAUCAUGCAGGGGUUCCCAACAACACACACAACGCCGCAUCAGAUGGACUCAGCACCAAUAUCAUUGCGGCACGCAGCACGCACACGGAGAUGAGCGCCAUCGCUCGUGCACACACCACCGCUCCUACGACUGACACAUCACUUAAUCUAACAGCCUGCCCAUUGCCAGCCACCAUGAUCCCUGGUCCUGCAACUGCAAUUCUGCAACCGGGAGAGGAAUCGGGUACAACAGGGCCAGCUCCACCCACUACUCCUCCUGCGGGAACACCGGCUACAAGCGAUCGCUUGUGGCCACUACGAACGGUCACUGGAAGAAACAUCUGUGGGUUUCGAUGGAAGGAGAAGACGCCCAACGCGAGCAAGCAAGAGUUUGACUUGUAUUGGAAGAUGUUACCCAAGCCGGAAAAGAAGGUGUAUAACGAUGAAGCAAAAGGACUGAAAGCCACGCGAAUCGCUAAAGAGCCAUUUUGCUAUCAUUGGAUAGCAGGAUCUAUCUCCGAUGCCUCACUGAAGAAUGGUCGUGUGAUCGAAUCUCAUAUUGUCCACGGCGAGAAUGAAGAAACCAAAAAAUCACCAAUAGAGCAUUGUCUGCGCAUCAUUGAUGAUCCCAGCGCAUCUGGACUCCUGCCUAUAGAGAGAGCGGAUAAGGGUGUGGACGAAUAUUGGGACUGUAUAAACACUAAUUCUGUGGCUAAAGCUUGGCAGAAGACCUAUGGCAUGUUAUGGCGCAUUGUACGUGCAGCUGUUUCUGAAGGGAGCAAGUCAGCGAUAACCACCAGCAACGUGCGCCAGUCAGACCUCAUCAAACAGUAUGGGUGGCAAUCUAUCAAGCGUGACGAUAAUCAAAGACCAACAUGGUCACUGCUCGACAUCAAGCAAGCACCCAAUCCGAUUUUUAUAGCAGCACACGACGUUACACGAGCCUUACUGAAGGCCCAAAUUACGAAGUUACACGCAAAGCUCGGUCGUCAUAUUAUUCGCAUUGAAAGCGUCGACAAAUCCCCUCAUCCAACGACUGAAGAGGACGCUCUAGAUUUGGAUGUGAUCUCGCUCGAGAUGGGCGGCAAUGCGACCCCCAGUCAGGGAGGCGAUAAAGACUCGCAAUUAGAUAUAGCCUUCAAUGCGCUUUAUAUUAUGUUGUGGCCUGGAAAAUUCAUAGCUGGCUCAGAGCUCGCUGUCGGGCGCAUCAUUGGCGUAAUGAUUGCACCAAAUUUUGAGCCCAAGGGCUGUGAAACCUUAUCGCGCGUGGUGCACUACCUUUUUGCAUUCGUUAAUGCUGACAAGAAAACCAUCAGAGGACAAUCCGUAAGACUGUCUUUGAUCUUUGGACGUUUUGGUUCUUUUGCCUCAGCCGAUAUCUGCACGAAAACGGUCUUCAAGCCUCCAGUUGACGCCAAUGGUAACCCGCUUCCGAAAUAUGAUGAUUUAACUGUCCUCCAACCUGUCGUAUUCGGUGCCGAAGCAAAGCAGAGUCUCAGUAAACAUGAUGUGACCGACGAAGGGAGGUGGGAGUUUCACUGUUGCGAGAUGACGGCUGAAUUCGACGAUGUGUUUGAGUAUUAUAAUGCCUAUCACCGUGUCCGGGCUUUGAAGACUUUGUUUGCGAUGCGAAGGCACUCACACUUCCUUGCUGAAACCCUCAGAGGUCCAAAUCAGCUGCGCUUCCCGAAGGAGUUCAUCAUGGUGGCCAGAAAGACGGAUGAGGAAGAGAGAGCGAAGAAGCGCCGCCAAGCAAAGGCUAGGAAACAUAAUAAAGAGAACGAAUCUCAUAAAGACGCCGAAAGCUCGCCCACGGAAGCUCUGCCCUCGAAGGUCGAUCAAGAGAAGAUCGUCCCUGACAAGGAGAGGAAGGGAAGUUUAUCGCGAUCGACGGGGAAGAAGGUUUCACGAUCCCGCUUGCCAGGCGAGCCUGUCAAGUUGGAGAUUAUAAUACAAGAUGAAGAAGAGGCGAAGACGAGCAUGGGCAGGAAGAAGCUCAAGCCAGAUGUGGCAGGAUCUUCGCAGGACAAGGAGGGCGGAGCAGCAGGAGAAAAGGCGACUAUCUCGAAGGCGAAGAAAGGCAAAAAGCCGGACGACGAUAGCGACUAUAUCUCGACGAGUAGGGUCAAGGCGCGCGCGCAAUACGAGUUCCCGACAACCAGGAAAAUCAAUUUCAACUUCAAAGAGGAUAGCGAAGGCGAGUUGGGGGUCGAUGACGAAUAUAGUGCUACACGAAAGGGAAAGAGGGCGAAAUAA